AUUACCAUCUCAAUUAUUGUGGUCCUGCGGCAAACAUUUUGGCUAUGUGACAGAUUUCUUCCUUUGUUAUAUACUUUCAUCAUCUAAAAGUAACUUGGCUUCUGAUUUUAUCCGUAACUAGAACAAAAAAAAUGGUGCAUUCACGUACCUGUUCUUGCAAGGUUUUCUUCAAAUUUCUUCUCCUUUUAUGCAUGGCCACAGGUCUGCAAUCUGCAACACUUUCCACUUAUAGAAAUGAAUCCGAUCACCUGGCGUUGCUAGACUUCAAGAAACGAAUUUCUCAAGAUCCUCUCCAAAUCAUGAGCUCAUGGAAUACUUCAAUCCAUUUCUGCAGUUGGGUAGGGGUUACAUGCAACCACGCCAACAAAAGAGUCAUGAUUUUGAACCUGGAAGCUCAAAAACUGGUAGGCUCCUUAUCACCUUUCAUUGGAAAUCUUACUUAUCUUACUGGAAUUAACCUGAUAAAGAACAACUUUCAUGGUGAAAUUCCUCAAGAAAUUGGCCGCCUACUGAACCUACAACAUCUCAACCUUUCUUUCAAUUCUUUCAGUGGAAAGAUUCCAAGUAAUAUAUCUCAUUGUACACAACUAAGAGUGCUCGAUCUUGUUCUCAAUGAGAUUAUUGGUUCGAUCCCAAACCAACUCAGUUCAUUGUAUCAUUUACUUGCCCUAGGUUUUUCUGCUAACAAUCUUACCGGAACUAUCCCCGCUUGGAUUGGAAACUUUUCAUCUUUGGAAAUUCUAUCGCUUGCUAUCAAUAAUUUACCCAAUGAGCUCGGACGUCUAACAAACUUGAGAAGGUUUGUACUCUGGGGAAAUAAUUUGUCUGGUACGGUACCUGCUUCACUCUAUAAUAUAUCAUCCAUAUACUAUUUCACUGUUGCUUCAAACCAGCUGCACGGAGAGAUACCACCAGAUGUCGGCAUUACGCUUCCUAAUCUCGAAGUAUUUGCCGGUGGGGUCAACAAGUUCACCGGAACUAUUCCACUAUCAUUGGCAAAUGCUUCUAGACUUCAAGUGCUUGAUUUUGCUACAAAUGGUCUCACCGGGACACUCCCUGCUGAAAACCUUGCAACCUUGCAAAGCUUAGUUAGACUGAACUUUGAUGAAAACAGACUAGCAAGGGGGAUAACCGAUGGCAAGGAUUUUCUUGGUCUCCUCGCUAAUUGUACGAGUCUAGAGGUGUUGGGUCUUAUGGGAAAUUAUUUUGGAGGAGAAUUGCCCGGAUCAGUAGCCAACCUUUCUACGCAACUGAGAAUUCUUACUUUGGGGUCAAAUUUGAUGCAUGGCAGCAUCCCCAAUGACAUUGGAAAUCUUGUCAAUCUGACUAGUCUAGGACUGGAAGGAAACUAUUUGGGUGGUCGUGUCCCCGAUGGAAUUGGGAAGCUUCAGAAGUUACAGGGACUGCAUUUGAAUGUUAACAAAUUUUCUGGGAGAAUCCCUUCUUCUUUAGGUAACUUGACGUCAUUGACAAAGCUCUUCAUGGAAGAGAACAUGUUUCAGGGAAGCAUACCUCCAAGCCUAGGAAACUGCCAAAAGUUACUGGUACUUAAUCUUUCAAGUAACCGUCUAACCGGCAAGAUACCUAAAGAGCUUAUUGGACUUUCAUCCCUUUCAAUCUCUUUGUCCAUGUCGAACAAUUCUUUGAUUGGUUCGCUACCAUCUGAAGUGGGAAAGUUGGUAAGUCUCGGAGAGCUAGAUGUAUCUAGAAACAAGUUAACAGGUCAAAUCCCAGAAGCCUUGGGAAGUUGUACCAGUUUGGAGCGCCUUCACUUGGAAGGUAAUGAAUUUGAAGGAACAAUCCCCCUAUCUCUUAUGAAUUUAAGAGGCUUAGAAGAAAUGGAUAUUUCGCACAAUAACUUAUCUGGGCAGAUUCCUUACUUUCUUGGCAAGUUUAGAGUUCUUAAGGAACUCGAUCUUUCUCAUAAUAAUUUUGAGGGUGAAUUACCUAAAGAAGGGAUAUUCUCAAAUGCAAGUGGCAUCUUAAUUCUUGGAAACGAGAAGCUCUGUGGUGGCAUCCCACAGUUACGUCUACCUGUAUGCUCCAUCAAAAAGCCCCAUUCAUCUCGAGGACUACGAGGCCUAAAAGUGAUCAUCCCUAUAGCUUGUUCUCUUCCGUUCAUAAUUGCUCUAUCAUAUUAUAUUGCCGCUUGUUCCAUGGCGAAAAGGUCGAGAGGAAAAUCGGUUACUUCACGUCCUCAUGAAGAUUGGAAAUCAGGUUUCUCGUACUCAGAACUUGUUCAAGCAACUAACGGGUUCUCUGCGGACAAUCUGAUUGGUUCGGGAAGUUUUGGUUCUGUUUACAAAGGAGUAAUCCCUAGUAAUGGUGCAACAGUUGCUAUUAAGGUAUUCAACCUUCAACAACAAGGAGCUUCCAAGAGCUUUAUUGAUGAAUGCAAAGCUUUGAGAACUAUAAGGCAUCGUAAUCUCCUCAAGAUUGUAACUGCCUGCUCAAGUAUUGAUAAUCAGGGUAAUGACUUCAAAAGUCUAGUUAUGGAGUUCAUGGAAAAUGGAAGUCUAGACCUCUGGCUGCAUCGUGGAGACAAUGAACAACCAGAAGGUAAGAGACUGAGUAUUAUCCAAAGACUGAAUAUUGCCAUUGAUGUUGCUUCUGCCUUAGAUUAUCUACACAACCAUUGUGAGAUGUGCAUUGUUCAUUGUGAUCUAAAGCCAAGUAACGUACUUCUUGAUGAAGAUAUGGUUGCCCAUGUUGGUGACUUUGGUUUAGCAAGGUUCCUCGUUGAAGCAGCGAAUAAUCCCACGACUCCCACACCAAAUCAAACUGUCUCAGUUGGGCUAAAGGGUUCCAUAGGAUACAUUCCUCCGGAGUAUGGCAUGGGAAGCCAAGUUUCGAUACUGGGAGAUGUUUAUAGUUAUGGGAUAUUGUUGGUCGAAAUGUUCACAGGAAAAGGUCCAACUGAUGACAUGUUCAAAGAUGGUCUAAGCAUUCACCAAUUCACUGCCAUGGCUUUGCCUGACCACGUCAAUGACGUAGUUGAGCCCUCAUUGCUCCUCGAAACAGAUGACGAGGAUGAUGACAGUGACAAAGAUGAUGCAUACGGCAAUAAAAUACAGGAAAGACCAACAGCCAGAUACAAGGAUCCCGGCCCGGACAAAGCAAAAAGAUUGGAGGAAUGCUUGAAUUCAGUGAUACAGAUUGGGAUCUCGUGCUCCGCAAUAUCACCAGGAGAGCGGAUGCUUAUGAAUGUGGUUGUCAACAAAAUGAAUGCAAUCAGAGACUCAUAUCUCAACUUAAGGACAGGUGGAAGAAGAAGAAGAUGAUGAUGAUGAUGAUGAUGGUGAUUGCAAUGUGCAACACAGGCUAAGUUUUUCUACCAAUUCCAACCUAUAUAUAGCUUUAUCUUUAUGCAAGACAUUAUAUUUGUAUUUAUGCAUGUGACAUCAUGUAAUGUUGAAUCAGUAUUUUAUCUCAAAUUUUCUCAACUGCUACUUGUUUGACA
This is a messenger RNA of Malus domestica (apple), 3460 nucleotides long. RefSeq names its product putative receptor-like protein kinase At3g47110. Gene Ontology annotation, biological process: protein phosphorylation. The record is from RefSeq and is a predicted model, not a curated record. Gene Ontology annotation, molecular function: ATP binding; protein kinase activity; protein binding. NCBI's taxonomy places the organism in Eukaryota, Viridiplantae, Streptophyta, Magnoliopsida, Rosales, Rosaceae.